AUGAUUUACUGCCGCAUCUACUCUGCACUUUCGGCAACUCUGCUCAAAAUGCUGCAAUUUUUGCUUUAUAUUUUGGCUGCUAUUGGUAUACUGCUAAUUGUAAGAUUGAUACUGGCAAAAUGUUUUCAAUUUUUCUUCCAUUAUCCAACUGUAUUUCGAAAGCUUCACGAUGAGAACUGGGAGCAAGAUGUCGUUUAUCUACAUCAGUUUCAUAAAUCCCCUGUUGCUCCAAAUUUAUCGCCAUUUUGUCUCAAAGUUGAAUCAUGGCUUCGUGCGAACAAACUCAGGUACAAGGCAAUUGUCAACCUUUUCUACUUUCAGGUUUGCUCUACAUGGCUAGCACGCUCUCGAGAAGGGUUACUACCAUUUAUCGAGAUUAACGGGAAACAGCUUGCAGACUCUCAACUUAUAAUUUCACAUUUGCAGGACCAUUUUAAACUCCAUGAUGAUUUGACGACUAAGGACAGGGGGAUUGCUCGUGCUGUAGAUCGGAUGAUCGAAGGCAGUACAUUUUAUUCUUUGCUGUAUUCGAAGGCUUAUGAAAAUACGCAUAAUCUUACGGACAAGAAAGUCAGCGGUGUACGAUUGCCUUCUUUCAUUUUAAGGAUUUUCGCAUUUCUUGCGAGGAUAAAAAUACAUGGUAGACUUAUAGAAAAUGGCGUCGCUCGCCAUAGUCGUGAUGAUGUAAUUGCAAUACUAAAAAAGGAUCUCGAAGCAGUUAACAACCUACUCGAAGAUAAAACUUAUAUGUUCGGAGAAAAGAUGACAUUGGUCAGUCAGCUUUUUGAAUUUGUGACCUUAUUAAAUGGUCAUUGUAUUCUUUAUAAAUUACGUUAAGA
Messenger RNA from Enterobius vermicularis (human pinworm), 839 nucleotides. Lineage: Eukaryota; Metazoa; Nematoda; Chromadorea; Rhabditida; Oxyuridae. The record is from the annotation of a GenBank genome assembly.